This is a messenger RNA of Stomoxys calcitrans (stable fly), 1363 nucleotides long. It is a transcript of the gene Thor, whose product is annotated as eukaryotic translation initiation factor 4E-binding protein. Bases 368 to 715 code for a protein of 115 amino acids. Gene Ontology annotation, biological process: negative regulation of translational initiation. The transcript has 2 exons. Gene Ontology annotation, cellular component: cytoplasm. NCBI's taxonomy places the organism in Eukaryota, Metazoa, Arthropoda, Insecta, Diptera, Muscidae. Gene Ontology annotation, molecular function: eukaryotic initiation factor 4E binding. The record is from RefSeq and is a predicted model, not a curated record.
AACACCCCACAGAACAACAUUUCACCAACGACUUUCAAAACAGUCAGUUGUAGCGCGCUUAGCACACAAGCAGCAGAAUAUAACCCUCUGAUAUUAUUGUUGUGUACUCAACCGUCAGUCAGUUCUAAACAGAAGGAAAUUCAUAGCGUUUUUCAAUUCUCUCAAAAAGAAUUUGAAGUGAAAAUAGUGUUCUUGAAAAAAGAAAAUCAAUAGCCCUAAAGAAAAGAUUCUUUUAAAAAAAGAUCUUAAAAAAAAGUGAUAUACCAAAAAACUAGCAAUUAAUUCACCAAGUGAAACCUUUAGUGAAAGGAAAAAAUUAGUAUUUUCUAAUUGUUAAAAAAAAGAAACAAAACCAAACUAAGUCAACAUGUCUGCUUCACCCACUGCCCGUCAAGCCAUGAAUGUGCCCCAGAAGACCAAGAGAAUCACCAUUUCCGAUCCCAUUCAAAUGCCGGAAGUCUAUUCAUCAACACCCGGUGGUACCUUGUACUCAACUACUCCUGGUGGCACCAAAUUGAUUUAUGAGCGUACUUUCCUCAAAAAUCUCCGCCAGUCACCUUUGAGUCAAUCACCACCCUCCAAUAUUCCCAGCUGCUUGCUGAAGGGUACCCCCAGAACUCCCUUCCGCAAGUGUGUGCCACCACCAUCGGAUUUGGUGAAGAAGACAGAAUCCAUGAAGAUCGAGGAUCAAGAACAAUUCCAAUUGGAAUUGUAAUUCUCAUAUACAUGAAUAUAUGGGGUAUACAUUUAAGCAUAAAAACAAAAUCCCUGCCAAUUAGUAAAGAAAAGGAAAACCAAAAUUCAUCACAAACUAUGAUCAUCACCAUCACCAAUGGCCCCCGCACCUCUAACAACACCAAAAGGGGGGUCAACAGACUAAUUGUAAUUAAGCCCAGAUGCUUUAAGGAACUAACAAAGAAAGAAACCCCAUGAUAUGGAUUAUUGGUAACCAAUAAUUCCAAAUAAUAACAACCACAUAUAUGCGCCUACUGUUUAACUAUGGAACAUGAACAACCAUCAACUUUGUACUUCGCUAAAAAUUCCAAAACUGUUUUCUCAAUAUUUCUACACAAGGAUAGGUGUAAAUUCCCAUUUAUACCAGUGUUGUGUUCACUACAAAAAAAAAAGCAAAAAAAAAACAGAAAACAGUUUCCUUUUUUCAAAGAAUACAAAAAUACAUAAAAUACACAAAAAUACCAAAAAAAAAAAGUUUUCAAAACUUUUUUUUUGGUAUGCCGUCUCCUUUUGUAGUCAUCAUCAUAUUAAUUAGUUAAUAAGUUUGCGCCGCCUUCCCCAACCAUCCUGAAGAAAACAAAAAGCAUUUAGUUUAAGUUUGUGUUUCUUUUUUAUUUCCUUUUUUUUU